AUGACGGAAAAUACCAUUCAAUAUAACCCAGAACAAAUGGAGCAAUUUUACAAUCAAAUUUACGUCAAUGGACCAAAUCCAAAGCUUCCAAUUUCUUUAGUGACAAUUGCGGGUGCGGCAGCUUUCAAGGCCGUGAGACAACAUAACUCGGCACCAAAUUCGCCACGUUCUCUUCCAAACGAUCCGCAAGAUGAUCAUUCAUACAGAAUUAGCCUGGUUCGAGCUGCUGCUGCUCAAGAGGCGUUUUAUCUAUCUUUAUUCGUCCCCUUGCAAAAUGUCGAUUCUCGAGUGCUCGUCAAAUCUGCCGAAGACGCCGCCCAUCAGUUAUAUGAUCUUACGUGUUUUUAA
This is a messenger RNA of Acaulospora morrowiae, 348 nucleotides long. NCBI's taxonomy places the organism in Eukaryota, Fungi, Glomeromycota, Glomeromycetes, Diversisporales, Acaulosporaceae. The record is from the annotation of a GenBank genome assembly.